CAAUCCCGUUUCGGCAGAAGAAAGACUCACCCUCACAAUAAGAUAUUUAUCAACGGGAACCAAUUUUGUUGCUUUGCAGUAUGAAUUUUUAUUAGGUCGGAGCACAAUUGGUACAAUUAUUCGGGAAACAUGUAGUGUAUUAUGGACUAUCUUACAACCAAAAGAAAUGCCAGAUCCAAACAAUCCCGAUAAAUGGUUGGAAAUUGCGAACCAAUUUUACAUAAAAACUAAUUUCCCCAACUGUAUUAGAGCAGUUGAAGGGAAACAUAUAAGAUGUAUCAAUCAAAAAAAUGAGAGAACUAUGUUUUUCAAUUACAAGAAGUAUUUCUCGAUUGUAUUAAUGGCCGUUGUCGACGCAGAUUAUUGUUUUACGACUAUUGAUGUUGGUGCCUAUGGUAGAGAGAGUGAUUCUACAGUUUUUAAAGAUUAUCCUUUCGGAAAAAAACUUUAUUCUGAAGAACUUAAUCUGCCAGCACCAACUUGUUUACCCAAUACCGCGGAUUCCCCACAGCCCUUUGUUAUAGUUGCUGAUGACGCGUUUGGCCUCCAUAAAAAUGUACUGAGACCGUAUCCGGGACGUGGACUCACAGAUAAGCGGAGGAUAUUUAAUUAUAGAUUGUCGAGAGCCAGACGAAUUGUGGAAUGUAAUCCUUUAGAGGGUAUUCAAAACUACGGAAAUGCAGGAGCUCGCCAUCAAGGAAUUGAUGUUCGCGAUUACUUUACUGAAUAUUUUUUAAACGCUGGAUCAGUCACUUUUCAACCCCGUAUCAUUUGA
Molecule: messenger RNA, 775 nt
Organism: Acyrthosiphon pisum (pea aphid)
Lineage: Eukaryota; Metazoa; Arthropoda; Insecta; Hemiptera; Aphididae
Exons: 3
Coding region: 167-775 (202 amino acids)
Source: RefSeq, a predicted model, not a curated record